CGUGCUGUGGACGCAGCCAUCUUGGCAGGAGAACUAGCAGACACGCAUCCUUCGUCCCGUCCACUCCGCAUUUAGACCAAUUGCAAAGCAGUGUCCUGCUCUGGAUGAGCCACUCAGACCCUGGAAUAGGAACGCUGCAGGCGCGGAAUGUCCUGGUCCCACCUUCUCCGUGGCCUCAACACGUCCUUAAGUUAUGGAUGGUUGCACGGUGGGUUUUGGUGGAGCUCGGGGUGCAAAAGCAAGAUAUGAGAAGUGGUUGCAUUGAGGGCUACUUAGCAUCGGGUAUAGCCAUGGUCCCCCAGCUCUGGGCCAUCCGCCCCAUGGCCACCCUGAACCAGAUGCACCGCCGGGGCCCUCCAAAGUGGCCACCUACAAAACUGGGUCCCACAGAAGGCCGGCCACAGCUGAAGGGUGUAGUUCUGCGCACAUUCAUUCGUAAACCCAAAAAGCCCAACUCGGCCAACCGCAAGUGCUGCCGCGUGCGCCUCAGCACAGGCCGGGAGGCUGUCUGCUUCAUCCCGGGAGAGGGCCACACCCUACAGGAGCAUCACAUCGUGCUGGUGCAGGGCGGCCGGACCCAAGACCUUCCUGGCGUCAAGCUCAAGGUUGUGCGUGGCAAGUAUGACUGUGGCCAUGUGCAGAAGAAGAAGUGACCACCAGGUGCAUGGUUGUGCCGGGAUUCAUGCAGAAUAAGAAGAACCUUUGUCUCUGGGUUCCUACAAUAUCUUCGGGAAGCUAGGCCAGCUCUAGAAGCAGCCUGUCCUGGUUCAAAUCCUGGCUUUGCCUCUUUCAUUUCCCUCUUCCAUCAGGACUACCAAUAAUAGCCCAUGGAGGUCCUGGGUGUGAAUUAGAAAAAGGUGCCCCUCUGCCAACACCCUGGGUGUCCACAUAUAGAGUGUUGGUCAGGAGACUGCAUCUGCUGGGCCAGUACACUGUACUGCCACCUCACGGGAAGGGUUUGCAAUAAAUACACAGACCCUGUGGUUGUGAUGUGUACCA
This is a messenger RNA of Phyllostomus discolor (pale spear-nosed bat), 999 nucleotides long. It is a transcript of the gene MRPS12, whose product is annotated as mitochondrial ribosomal protein S12. Gene Ontology annotation, biological process: translation. The transcript has 4 exons. Bases 105 to 653 code for a protein of 182 amino acids. The record is from RefSeq and is a predicted model, not a curated record. Lineage: Eukaryota; Metazoa; Chordata; Mammalia; Chiroptera; Phyllostomidae. Gene Ontology annotation, molecular function: structural constituent of ribosome. Gene Ontology annotation, cellular component: small ribosomal subunit; ribosome.